Molecule: messenger RNA, 1373 nt
Organism: Raphanus sativus (radish)
Lineage: Eukaryota; Viridiplantae; Streptophyta; Magnoliopsida; Brassicales; Brassicaceae
Product: F-box/kelch-repeat protein At4g38940-like
Exons: 1
Coding region: 107-1222 (371 amino acids)
Molecular function (GO): protein binding
Source: RefSeq, a predicted model, not a curated record
UAUAAAUAUGAUUUAUCUUAUUAGGACUAUUCCUCUUGUAUAAAUAUUAAAGCUGUGAGAUCAAUAACACAAAUUAUUUAGCUUGAUUGUUGAGCCUCCUAAAAUUAUGGCAGCCAAGAAGCAAUCCUCGGAACCGCCGUCUCUGAUUACGUCACUUCCCCAAGACAUCAUCCUUGACAUAUUAGCGCGGGUAUCUAGAUUCGACUAUCCAGCAUUCUCCGUAGUUUGCAAGCACUUCAGGUCAAUUAUUGCGUCCCCGGAGAUAUACGCUAGACGAUCCUUGUUGGGACGCACGGAGCACUGUCUCUAUGUUUUCCUCUCUUGCAUGGACGAAACUCGUUGGCGAUACUGUAACCGUUGUUACAUUCUCUGCCCGAAAGCCGAAGCAGACGGCGAACGCCGCUUGGUCCUUAUCCCGUCGCUUCCUCCAAUUCCUACAUACUCAGAGUAUGCAACAAUGGGAUUCGUUGCAGUGGGGUCGAGGAUAUACGCCUUUGGUAGGAGUAGCGAACACCGUAUGAUUACAUUAAGCAUUGACUGUGUAUCCCACACCGUGCAACGCCUCCCUAGUAUGCCUGUAAUCGUGUCUAAUACAAUGGCUGACAUCAUCGACGGGAGAAUCUACGUAAUUGGAUAUGGCAAUCAUAACGACUGGAAGAUGAAGAUGGAGGUGUUCAAUACAGAAAUACAGACGUGGGAGCCUGGGAUGAUGAUGUCGCUAGACAAGGACGCUCGUUAUAUAUACAAUAAUAGUUGUGUGGCGAUGGCUGACAAGAUAUACACUAAGAAUUCUAUUAACAGCUUUGUUUACGAUCCAAAGGAGAAUAAAUGGGAAACGGACGAGAUGCUGGAUCUUAAGAUUUGGCACAAUGCGUGUAUCGUCGAUGACGUGUUGUACUACUUAGACUGUUAUGGGGGAGAGUUAAGAGCAUAUGAUCGUAAGAAGAGGUAUUGGCAAGUGGUAAAAGGUUUGGAAGCAUUGUUGUCUGAGACGGCGUCAGUGAGACAACGAUCGGAAGAUUGGUCGCCACAGACUUUUAGUUACGAUGGGAAACUGGCUUUGUUUUUCCCUAGGGAAGAUUCUUGUCACAAAAAGAUUUGGUGUGCGGAGAUUUCGCUGGAAAGACGCCAAGGAGGGGAGAUUUGGGGUAAAGUUGAUUGGCGCGGUGGUCUCCUGACUGGAAAAUUUCUCUCUUUGAAAGCUCUUGAUGUUGUUGUUUGAUACUUAAGCUCUUGAGAGAUCUAACAGAGAAGUUAUCAGGUGUUGCAUUUGCUAGUGUUUUUUAUUUUAACUGCAACUUCCAUUAAACUUGGUUUGAGGUUAAUACAUGUUGGAACAUAAUUAUGAAUGCACAAUGUAUCUUGGUUCAACA